Colletotrichum abscissum is the source of this 630-nucleotide messenger RNA. RefSeq lists its product as uncharacterized. Gene Ontology annotation, cellular component: spliceosomal complex; U2AF complex. Lineage: Eukaryota; Fungi; Ascomycota; Sordariomycetes; Glomerellales; Glomerellaceae. Gene Ontology annotation, biological process: mRNA splicing, via spliceosome. Gene Ontology annotation, molecular function: metal ion binding; pre-mRNA 3'-splice site binding. The transcript is spliced from 2 exons. The record is from RefSeq and is a predicted model, not a curated record. Bases 1 to 630 code for a protein of 209 amino acids.
AUGGCCAACUUCCUCGCCUCCAUCUUCGGCACGGAGCUCGACAAGGUCAACUGCUCCUUCUACUUCAAGAUCGGCGCCUGCCGCCACGGCGACCGCUGCUCGAGAAAACACGUCAAGCCCAGCUACUCGCAGACCAUCCUCAUGCCCAACCUCUACCAGAACCCGGCCUACGACCCAAAGAACCGCAUGAACCCGUCCCAGCUGCAGAACCACUUUGACGCCUUUUACGAGGAUAUCUGGUGCGAGCUCUGCAAGUACGGCGAGCUCGAGGAGCUCGUGGUGUGCGACAACAACAAUGACCACCUCAUAGGAAACGUCUACGCCCGCUUCAAAUACGAAGACUCUGCCCAAAAGGCCUGCGACGACCUCAACUCGCGGUGGUACGCCGCCCGCCCCAUAUACUGCGAGCUCUCCCCCGUCACCGACUUCCGCGAGGCCUGCUGCCGCCUCAACUCGGGCGAGGGCUGCGUCCGCGGCGGCUUCUGCAACUUCAUCCACCGCAAGAACCCCUCCGAGGACCUCGACCGCGACCUCACCCUCAGCACCAAGAAGUGGCUCAAGGACCGCGGCCGCGACGAGAGGAGCCCGUCUCGCUCGCCUACCCCCGAACCCACGCGCCGUCGGUACUAA